Messenger RNA from Mytilus trossulus (common blue mussel), 1362 nucleotides. Its product is annotated as homeobox protein goosecoid-like. Gene Ontology annotation, molecular function: DNA-binding transcription factor activity, RNA polymerase II-specific; RNA polymerase II transcription regulatory region sequence-specific DNA binding. Gene Ontology annotation, biological process: regulation of transcription by RNA polymerase II. The transcript is spliced from 3 exons. The coding region runs from base 248 to 967 and encodes 239 amino acids. NCBI's taxonomy places the organism in Eukaryota, Metazoa, Mollusca, Bivalvia, Mytilida, Mytilidae. The record is from RefSeq and is a predicted model, not a curated record.
AAAUAAGGGAAAGUGUGAUGUUUUUUUAGUUAAUGGACAGGAUUCCACGGUUUAUCAUUAUUCUUCAAUUUAUUUAAAAUUCAGCUUUAUUAACAUAAGGACGACAAAAAUUGUGAACGCUGAAUUAGUGAAUUUAAUAUAGUUGGAGUUGACUUUUAUUUAAAAAAAAGAACGUUUUGAAGUGACUUAUAUUAAAAAGAGAACAUUUUAAAAGUGACUUAUAUUGCAAAAAGGGAACAUUUUGAAGAUGCAUCAUUUACCAUAUUACUACAGCCCCGAACAGAUCAAAAGUUACCACAAUGGUAUUUUAUCAGCGGCGGCUGCAGCAGCGGCAGGGAAUAGUUCAUUAUUCAGCAUAGAUAACAUCCUGGCACCGAGACCAUUACUUGCACCUAGACCGUACUUUCCAUAUCCAAGUCUACCACCAACACCUCAUGAUAUAUUUGCUGCAUAUGGACACCUUCCAGGUUUGAUAAACCCGGCUGAUUUUGUAAGAGCUGGUCACAAACGUAAAAGACGUCACAGAACAAUAUUCACCGAGGAACAGCUAGAAGAGCUCGAGAAGACGUUCGCGAAGACCCAUUAUCCUGAUGUUAUGUUAAGAGAAGAACUUGCCAUGAAAAUUGAUUUGAAAGAAGAAAGAGUUGAGGUUUGGUUUAAAAAUCGACGGGCUAAAUGGCGAAAAACUAAAAGAGAAGAAGAAGCAGCCAAACGUUUAGGAGACUCGGCCUCUACCUCUUCCAGUACAAAACCAACAGACGACACAUUGCAAUCACGUGACUUGUUAAAUGAAUCAAAUGACAAUGAAGAUGACGAUAGCGAUUGUCUCUCAGAAAGGAGUACAGACUCUCCCAAAAUUGACGUUAUAAACGAAAACAUUAAUGUGAAAAAUGAAGCUACCUCCUCGUCGCCUCCAACACCUCAAAACAUUUCAUUUAAUCGGCAAAGCCAACAAAAACAUUCAUGAUAGCUUGUUCUGCAUAAUUAUGAUAUUCACUCAUAGUGCCGAGACAGAGGAAUGGUGUUCCUCAUGAUUGUUCAUUAUUUUGUUGUUAUAUUUUUCAUUAUUUUCUCUUCACGGAUAGGAAAUCCAAAUAUAAAUCCAUUUUAUUUAUGUGCAGCUUGAAUGAUAGAAAAAACGUGUUCGUUGAUGCAUGUGUGCUAUAGUGUGAUUAAGAGUGUAUGUAUGUGUGAGUGUGUACAAGUGUGUUCCCGCGCCUGUAAUUGAAAAUAGAUGAAUGUUUUAUUUACACGUUGGACUAGUAUGAAUUCAGUAAUGCAGAUUCAAAUAUAAAUUGAUAUAUUUAUAUGUAUACAUGUAUUAAUGUUAAAAUAUGUAAUAUUAAAUAUUUUAAACUUUGA